AUGAGGCACCGCUGGUUCUCACUGCUGUUUCUCUGAUACCUCCGUUCUCCUCCACACAGUGAUCGGGGAGCUGCGGAAUAGGCGUGUGAUUCUGUUUCUGUUACUCCAGCGAAGAUAACGUAGAGGGAGAACAUCGCCAACAAAACCGCGACUUUAAGAGUGACUGAAAGCAACUUAUUUAGCCGGCCGUUUCUACCUGACGACAUGGAGCACCAUUUCCUGAUGAGACUGUGGUGAGACCGGUGCAGCCCUGUCACGCCCGCAGCGCCCCCUUUCGGCCCGGACGGCCCACCACGGCCCGGCGCCUGUGAAAGGGUACCAUGUCAGCCGUAGCAUGUCGCAGCAUUCCUCCGGUGGGGGCGGACCCUGCCACUGCCCGCCUGAGGAUGGUGAGGGCCCGGGCAGGGACUACUACCAGGGUCACAGCGAUGGCCACUACUACCCUCCAGGCCAGGCUGAGGCCUUGGCGCUGGAGAGGCACCAUUCCCACUCCCACGGCCACUCUGGAGGGGGAACCUUUCCACGUUCCCACCCCAGCCAGCACCCGCCUCUCCAGUCGCUUGACUCUUGCGAAGAGUGCCUGUCUUCAGGUCAUGGAGCGAAGAUGCACCGCAUUCCCCCGAACAUGAUCGACCAGCAGGUGCCCUUUCAUCCCGAUGGCUUCCACACACUGCAGUACCAGCGCGCGUCCAGUGGGGGGGCUGAGCCGCGCAGCGAGAGCCCCUCACGCAUCCGCCACCUGGUCAACUCUGUGCAGCGCCUCUUCGCAAAGUCCCAGUCCUUGGAGGCGCCGGCCAAACGGGAGUUCAACGGCACGAGAGGAGGCGGGGACUACCGUGGAGAGAGAGGAGAGAGAGGAGAGAGAGGAGGAGGCCACAGAAGUGGAGGGGAGGAUGGCGGGGGUCACUAUUCAGGUCACCAGCCUCGUUCUGCAAGGAGGAGCAAGUCUCGGGAGCGUAGCAAGAGUGGAGACUCCAGGCACGAGUCAGGCAGACGCCAUCGCAGCAGGACGGCAGGCUGGUGGAGCUCUGACGACAACCUGGACAGCGACAGCAGCUACCUGGUCAGCGGGGGCCGGCGAGGGUAUCCCAGCGGGCAUGAGAGCCUGGAUGCAGCCAUCCAGGAGCUCACCAUGAAGAGGCCCAAGGAGCGUGGUGGUGGUGGUGGUGGUGGUAGUGGUGGUGGUGGUGGUGGUGGGGGGGGUGGUGGUCCUGGACCUGCGGAGUGCAUGGCUUGUACCACAAUGGCUCUGGCUGGGAGUGAAGGAGGGGGGCACCACGGCCACCACGGCCACUCUCUGAAAAGAAGCACCUGGUCAGCCAUGACAGUGAGUCAGGCCAGAGAGGUGUACCCCUCCACCAGGGGGGCGAGCUACGAGAAAGCCCUGGUGCCCUUGGAGAGUAAGCUGAAGGAGAGGAGCUUCCACUACCUGCAGGUCCCUUCAGAUGACUGGGGCGGGGGAUAUGGCGCUGGCAGUGGGACAGACAGCGGAGGGGAGAUUCCUUGUCGCCGCAUGCGGAGCGGCAGCUACAUCAAGGCCAUGGGCGACGAUGACAGCGCUGACUCAGACAGCAGCCCAAAAGCCUCGCCCAAAUCUACCCUGAUCGCCCAGAGGGAUGCCUUCAGACGGUCCAUCAGCAUGGAUCAAAGGUACUCGUGUAAGCAGUGUACAGACUCCUACCCCAACAGCCGAACUACACCCAAAACCCAAACGCGCUCUCGUAGCUACACCCGCUCUCUGACCAGCUCACAGCUGGGAGACACGUUGAACCGUCAGUUCGAGGCGGUGUGUGAGACCAUGUUCGGGGAGGUGGAGUCUCAAGCCGUCGAGGCCCUGGACCUUCCCGGUGUUUUCCGCACGCGCAGCCACAGCUACGUCCGUGCCAUCCAGGCCGGCUGUUCCCAAGACGACGACUGCCUCUCCGUCUUCUCCAUGUCGGGCCCCCAGGGAAGCAUCAAGGCCGGGGCGGUCUUUCCUUAUCGUAAAGGUGCUCCUCCGCCACUCCCACCUCGCAUGUCCAAGUCUUCUCUCUCGGUGCGAGCACAGAGCAGCACAGAGUCCACCCAGGAUGCCUACUUUCAGGGUGGUGGACAGAUGGCCCCGAGUUCAGGCUCUGGGCGCCCCAAACAGCACAGCAACUCGGUGGACCUGGGCAGCUCUGACGGCCCCUCGGGUCGCCUCUCCAGGGGGGGCUACUACACGGCCACAGGCUCACGCUCCCGACAACACAGCAACUCUGCAGAGAGUCUGGAUGGGGUCAGGGGUUCUCGGGAGCUAGUGCUCUACGGAGGGGCCCCGGGAGUCGGAGUGAGGGCCAAACACAGCAGCUCGGCUGACAGUCUGCUGGAGGGGCCACCGCGGCCGGCCAGGGAGAGGGACGGCCGGGGCGCGGGCAGCCUGGGGAAGUCCGUCUCUCUGCCUCAGAACAGCAUGGUGCUGAGCAAAGCUGGGGGGCAGGACGACGGGCGUGGGGGGAGAAAGUGGAGGCCGUCCAUCGCCACGCAGGUGGACAGCUCAGAGACUCUGUCAGAUUCAGACCCAGAUGGAAAAGCUCUGACAGAGGUCCACUCUAUAGGAGUCCAAGUGGAAGAUGACAAAAGGCGUGCUCGCUUCAAGCGCUCCAACAGCGUGACGGCGAGCGUGCAGGCCGACCUGGACCCCGAGGGCUUCCCCGGGCUCAGCAUCGCCGUGCCAAUGCAGGACAAGAGUCUCCAGUUCGGCUGUUCUUUCCAAAGGCACUCCUCAGAGCCGGAGUCAGCAAGCCAGUACACAGAGUGCCAACGCACUGUGCACACGCAGGGACAAUGGGCGUACAGAGAGGACUUACUCCAGGGUGGCUAUACCACGGAGGACUGCCCAGGGGACCCGCGGCCCCACCAGCACCCACACCUGCCUCCACGAUCCCACUCCCCUCUGCCCAUCACCUCUGAGAGAGCGUGGGCGGGGACGCCGUCACUGGAGGGCCCCCGGAGCUUGCCCGACUCUGGCCGCGCCUCGCCCUGCAUGAGAGACGGAGAGUUCUUCUUACGCCUCCUGCAGACAGAGGUGGAGAGGAUGGAGGGCUGGUGCCAGAACAUGGAGCGAGAGGCAGAGGAGAACGAACUGCCAGAGGAAGUUCUUGAGCUGAUACGAAAUGCAGUUGGCAGUGCCCAGAUGCUCAUGUCUCAGAAAGUCCAGCAGUUUUUCCGCCUCUGCCAACAAAGUGUGGACCCUUCAGCGUACCCUCAGCCCACCUCUCAGGACCUGGCAGGCCUCUGGGACCUGCUCCAGCUUAACAUAGAGGACGUCAGGGUCAAGUUUCAGGACCUCCAGAGGCUCAAGGACUCUGGUUGGAGGCUCCCACCUGAAAAGAAGGAGGAUAAGAAGCUUCCUCCUCCCUUACCAAAGAAGCCAGCAGGUGGGGUGAGUGGCAGCCUCCGGGCGGAUAGCGUCGGGGAUGUGAUCGGCGGCGGUGGAGGAGGAGCUGGGUCGGGGGGCCUGGUGGUUCCUCGCAUUGGUGGACAAACCCUACCCAUGAGGGAGAAGUCCCUGGACCUCGGGGACCGUCAGAGGACAGAAGCGAGGAGGAGGCUCCUGCAGACCAAGCGUACCGCUUCCUUCAGGCAGAACUCGGCCACAGAGAGCGCAGACAGCAUCGAGAUCUACAUCCCCGAAGCCCAGACUCGACUCUGAACACAAAGCCCCCUCACCUCCUCACUCACCCUCAGCCCCCCUGAAGCUGACCUGUCUCAGUCUUUCUCUGAGUUUUUGAAUCUUCUACAGGUCAUCGCUAUUUAUCUGAUACCCUCCCUUGAGCAUCACUUCACUUCUCACAACUACAAUUCACUACUCUUGCUCAUUAAACAAGCAAUGACAGCCAUUUUAGUGUCUUGAAAUUUGGAAAUGUUACUGACACAGAAGCCUAGACCUGAAAUGGUAGCUAGCAGAUAUGAGUUAUAGACUUUUUUAAGAAUUUCCUUUUGGCUGACAAGCAAGAAACAGUCCACUUUUAUAGCAGUAGUCAGCGGAGGUUCACGCAGUAGUAGCAUGCCUGUGCGUGUUCACCCAGCACUUCUCCAUCACUGAAAAUAAAGGGCUUAACGGGAACAUAACCUCUGCGGAGAUGACAGAACCUCCCUAAAGAUCUCCUGUUGCCAUUUCCUGAAUGCUACCAGUAUGGAUGAAUAAACAUGGAUUCAUUUCUCACCAUCAGUUUAAAUGCCCUAAAGUCAGAUGGUUGGCAAUCCCCAAAGAACAUUCUCCAAGCAUAGUCAGUCAACUACAGCUGGCACUUUUCACCCAGUUACCAUCUGUCCACCCAGGCAGCCAGUCAAAAGAAUAUGAAACUAUUUUCUGUCACUUUCCCUCACUCCUCCUGCCUAUCCAUGGCCUCCCCUCAUCAUUCAGCUGUGAGGCUGUUUGAAUGUGCAAGUGCUAUUUGUACAUAGUGUGCACACUCGUGUUUGCCAAAAGGAGCUUUUGCGGUGUAGCAUCACAGCCUUGACAGCUAGAGAGCAACACAAACACACACACAAAUUGCUUUUCCGCUUUUUAUGUAGUCUCUCUGAAGUUUCAACUGUUCAGGGGUGGGGUUGCAGGGAAUAUUUAGGGGGAUAUGUUUGGUGGCUUUUCAGGACUUUACUGAUACGGUCCCUAUUUCACUGUGAGAUUAUAGCACCACCGAGUGGUCAAAUGAGGGCCCAAACCAACAACAGUGGUCUGCAGAGAGCUCUUUCAACCUCAGUCAGGAAUUAUCAAACGCCCUGAUGAAACAGCCAUGAAAGAAGUUCUGUUUCUUUUUUUUCUCUUCUCUUCUCUCAUAUCUUCAGAAUGGACUUGAUAUGUUUGCAUAAAAAGCAGAGGAUCACAAAGUAAAAGUGGGGAGAGCUAGGAAGCAGAAUCCAAUCCACGCCUAACUACAAUCCUCUUAGUUUCAAACGCCGCUGACGGAAAAAGGAAAUUAUGUAUCAGAAUCGAAAGAAAACUAAAUAAGUCGUUUUUAAUGUAGCUCCUCCCCAAAGCCUGUCCAAAGAGAGGAAAACCACUUGUGGUGAAAUGAUAGACACAAAGGCAACUUGAUAGUGAGAUUAGGUUACACUUGGUUUGAAUGGAGUUAUACUAUGUUUGUUGCACUGUGUGUUCCUUACCCUUCCUCUUUAUUUAUUUCUUUGUUGGCUGGUGUUCCAGUUAGGCACGAUUUUAAAAGCUAUGAAAGGGUCUUAUUUAUUUAUAUGUGCGAACAGAUAUUUCGGUAGUGUUUUGUGUGUGUGUGUGUGUGUGUGUGUGUGUGUGUGUGUGUGUGUGUGUGUGUGUGUGUGUGUGUGUGUGUGUGUGUGUGUGUGUGUGUGUGUGUGUGUGUGUGUGUGUGUGUGUGUGUGUGUGUGUGUGGGUGUGUGUGGGUGUGUGAGAGAGGAUGUGUGUCAUAAGGGACGAAGCCCAAUGGAAAAGUCCAAGUCAGCAGUUUGAAAUAGAAAAAAAAACACAUUUUAAGAACCUUUUAGCAUGACCUGUUUUUUUCCUUUUCUAACACUUGGAUUUGGAAUGUGUUGGCAACAUGGGAUAUUUUAAUGGGAGAUGUAUAUUUUAUAAUAUAAUCUACAUUUCUAGAUUAGUAGAGACUAUUGAGUACAGUAUAUGUACAAAAGCAGCAUAUAUCAAAUGUGAAAUACUACAGUAUUAUUAUUAUUAUUAUUAUGAUAGAUUAUAGCAUUGUGUGAUACUACAGCUGUGUGGCAUAUCCAGACUCAGUACAUGUGAAAAAUGAUUUCAAAUGAGUAUUAUCUUGAGUUUGUGAGUGCUGGGUCAGGUUCACAGGGUAUAACUGGCAAGAGUGUUUAUUGCCAAGUAUGAUCCUCCUUAGGCCUACUGUAUAUCUGUCUGUGGUUCUAACAACAUAUACUGCUGUACCCCCUCCCUGUAUUUCCCCUUUAGAACCAACUACAUGUGCCUAACCAGCUAUAUGUGGAGGUUUUCUUUGAACACAGUUUACAGUAUAUAUAUAUAUAUAUAUAUAGAAAGAUAUGUAAAUAGAAAAAGUAUACAAAUCUUCAGAGAAUAUUGUUAAAGAAAAUGUUUUUAUCAAAUUGACACGCCAUCCUUUGUCUCGCUCACUGUCACUCGCAAUACACACAUAAGACUGACGGAUUUUGUUGAUGUUACUACUGCAUGUUUUAUGUCAAACCUCCUUUGAAAAAUGUUGCAGAAUCUUGACUGAUAAGAGUACAUUUUGUAGCUUAUGAACCCUUUUUUGUGAUUGAAAACUAUUGACAGGAUUUUACAAUGCCGUUAUUAAAUGAGUCAUACCUUUGUACGAAGAAGACAUCCUUGGAGGACUUAUGACACUUGGCAAUCAAUGCUUUGAUUUGAAUCUCAGAAGAACAAUUUAACAACCUCCAUGUAAAACAAGCUGCCCUGGCAAUUACAAAAAAGGGCUGAGAAUCAGUCGACAUGUUUAAUUCAUCUGCAGCACUGUGGGUUGCAGCCCUUUUUGUCGACUCAUCCUCCUCUGUUCCCCUCAAAUUCAACAACAUCAAAGUGGUGUUUCACACAGCCCUCAUCAAACAAAGCACAAAUACCUGCUUUUCUACUGUUACUCCACUGUGAAGGCCUCUUGACUCCACCCUCACAAUCCUCAGACCUACACACAGAGGGGUGGCAUGGUCUUUCCAUGAGGAGUCGGCCUUGAGGAACACCAGGAAUCAAAGAGGCUUUGUGGGAUUUUUAUCCACCGUAGCAACUACUACUUCUUCUUCAAUUCUCGCUUGACUUUGUCCUCUAUACUAUUGAUCACGUUACGGUGUUAGCCAGCCACCUUGCCUUGAAACAGGUCCAUAGCAAACACAUUUUGGUGGUUUUUGAUUUCCUUUGUUCCGUAUUUACCCAUCUUCACAGUAUAAAUACAGGAGCCUCAGCUAGAAAUAGCAGCCUGGGUGUAUAUUGGACAAACAUGAUCUGAGCACUCACCAACACACCACAAUGACUGCUAUACGAACCCUUUCACCUCUUUCUAGAAGUGCAAAAACCACUCGUGGACAGCCAGACGGACAGGACACCUCAGAGUACCUCAGUUUCUAGCAGCAGUGUCUCCAACCCCGACCCAUGCCACUGCGCUCAGGGGAUUCUCUCACACAGACGGACCCUGAUAAUACAGGAUCAGUCCCGCGGGAAUGUUGUCCAUGUUCUCUGAAUAAAAAGGGGCAAUCAUUUGAGCCCAGAUUCUCUUGUAGCCAUUUUCUGAGACUGGCAGAGCAGUGAAAGAUGUUGUGGUCGUAUAAAGAGCUCAAUUGUAGCCAAUGUGUGUGGGCUGUACUGUAUGCUGUGCAUUUGCAACAAAGUGCAACAGAAGGGAUGCUGUAGCAGCAGAUUUGAGUUUGAGUUAUUCAGAUAUUUCUGAGGCAGAGCUGCUCUGGAGGAAAAAGCAAAGUCACUGGAGGUAAACCUCAGUGGGAGAAGCAAAGGACCUUUUUUGUCUGGCUUAGUAACCAGAGCUGUGAGCUGUGGCUUCUUCUUCUUCUUCUUCUUCUUCCAGUACUCCCUGCAAUAUUUAAAAUAUACCAACUAUCAAAUAAAUAAGAAAUCAACCAUUUGAUGUUUUGAAAAUGCAUUUUUGAUUAGCACUCACAGUCCGCAAUGCUUAGGGAACAAUAGGACAUUUUGGGAUAGCAUUAGCAGUAACUUUAUACACAUUAGUAGAACAGUAAACAGUGAAGCUGAUAUUUAAUAAAAUAACACUGGAUUGUAUUGUUAUGGUUAUUAUUAUAUGCCAAUUUGUUGUAAAUAUGUAGACAAUUUCAAUCAGACCCCAACACAAAACUGGUAACCCCGAUAAACAAAAGGCAUUACAGAAUGUAAAUACAUUCAAUGGCCUUUGGUGAGAAAAAGACAACCACCAACAGUAUCAAAAAAGGGUCCAUUUUAGUUUUGAUUUAAUUUUAAGAAUUGUAACUCUAAUUCUCAUCUAUACCAAAUCUACAUUAAAAUAUGUAUUUGUUCCCUCCUCUUAGAGGUUUUACUUCACAGCCCCAGAGCAGCUUAAACCCCAGAAGAGUCUAACUGAAACUCCAAUGUGCCUUUAGCACUGAGGUGUAAAUGUGCUCAUAUGUGUGUGUUUGGUGUGUGCGUGUGUGUAUUUACACUGUAGUGUUGCUUUACAGUACACACACAGGUAACCAUGUGGGUCAGAAACAACUGAGCAAUUACUGUGUAAUUAUCAAAAUCCUACCCUGCCACCCUAGCGUUUACAAACAUGUAAAUACCUGUUGCCAAUGGACAUUGCUAUUCUCAAUAUGACAUAUAUUGUUAUAACAAUAUGAUUAUUAUUAUUAGUAUGAUUCUUGUCAUUAAAAGGAUUCAUUAUUGCAA
This is a messenger RNA of Gymnodraco acuticeps, 8341 nucleotides long. RefSeq names its product discs, large (Drosophila) homolog-associated protein 3 (gene dlgap3). Lineage: Eukaryota; Metazoa; Chordata; Actinopteri; Perciformes; Bathydraconidae. Gene Ontology annotation, molecular function: molecular adaptor activity. Gene Ontology annotation, biological process: signaling. The record is from RefSeq and is a predicted model, not a curated record. Gene Ontology annotation, cellular component: glutamatergic synapse; postsynaptic specialization.